CCCUCCGAAUGCGUGCGUAAAAAACAGGCGAGUUUACCGAAACCGGUUGGCUGGGCGCUGCGCACACUUCCACACACUCUUCCACUUACUUCCACACGUCCGCCUGGAACCGGUGGGUGAACUUCGGCUGGAUUAACGCGUCAGACAGCGGCAGCACUAUGAGCUCCAGAUGUCAAUGUAUUGGAAGAAAACAGCCGCCCACCCACACACACACGACGGAGUGAGUCACCGUUUAAAGUAGCUGAAUAAGCGGAGCGCCGGUGCGGACGGGGAGAUUCUGCGUGUGUGUGUGUGUGUGUGUGUUUGGGACGUGGUGUCGGUGCUCGGUUUCUCCCGUUACUUAAAGCUCUACCGGCUGCGCGUGCUUUUAUGGGGGAGAGAAGAAGAAGGAGAAGAAGCGUCGAGAAGCUCGAGCCGCCACACGUCGCUGCUGAUGCGCGAGCCGCUGGUGCCAGAUAUGGAUAGCGCGCGGGACAGCUCCGGACGUUGGUGCGCAUCUUCGUAAAGUGCGACACUGACGAGGCCUAAAGGUUCACCUGUCCAGAGUUUAAAGAAGCGACAGAAACUUCUACGGAAAGAAAAAAAACUUCUUCUAAAACUCUGUGAAAAGUACUUUUUAAAAAAAAACACAUCUUCUCAGGAAGCUUUGAAGAUGCGUCAAGAGGUGGAGAGGAGAUUUCAGAUGCUGGUUGUGCUUUGGUCCAUACUUCUCGUUAGUUUGGGGACUGGGUUUCCCACCAGACGCAAGAAUGUUGCCCACAAAGCUCAUGGCCACCCAGCUCACAGUGGUGGGGUCCAGUACACCCCAGAGGCUUUGGAGCAGCAGAACCAGGUCCAGAGUCUGCUGCCAGAGCCCCACAGCCACCAGAGGAGGUGGUCUCACUCCCAGCACCGAUCCGUCGGCGUUCUCCCACAGCCAGAGCCCGAGGAGGAGACCAAACCCUUCAUCCUGGAUCUGAAGAACUUUCCAGAUCUGGCCAAUGCUGACAUCAACUCACAGAACCCCAACAUACAGGUAACUAUUGAGGUGGUUGAUGACCCUCAGAUGGAGGUAGAGAAGGAAGUGGCCAAGGAAAAAGACUGGCUGCCCUCCUCUUCCUCCUCCCCCUCUUCCACAGUAGACUGGCUCGGAGGCAAGAAGCUUUUCUGGCCACUGUUUUGGAGUUACACCGAUGCCGAUUCCAGCGAGGACAGCAACAGCCGGUCAGGCGUGGGGGAAACUGGCGAGGAAGAGGAGGAGGAAGAUUACCCUUUGGAUUACGGCAGCGAGGAGCCCUUACCCAGUGGAGUAGGCGACUGGGAUACUCGUUGGAACGAAGGCUGGGAUCCAAUGCAGAGCUACUAUGAGAAGGACACAGAUGAGUGGACUCCCUGGUCUCCCUGUUCAGUCACAUGUGGACACGGGGAGAAGAAAAGGACCAAGUCUUGUGGCUACUCCUGCACUCUGACUGAAGCUUCCAAGUGUGACCUGGAGCCUUGUCCUGGUGAUGUCAACACUGUGGUAGAGCCUUUCCCUUUCGAGAUGGAGAAUGGCACGGAGCCAUUUGGGACAGAUGUGGACAGCUGUGAGAAGUGGCUGAAUUGUAAGAGUGACUUCCUGCAGAGAUACCUCCACCAGGUUCUGUCUGAGCUGCCCAGCUGCCCCUGCUCCUACCCCUCUGAGGUGUCGUACACUGUCGUCAGCAUCUAUGACGAGAUUCACGGCCGGCCGUUCCGGUGGCGCGACGCCAGCGGCCCCAAGGAGCGCCUGGACAUCUACAAGCCUUCGGCGCGCAGCUGCAUGCGCUCGGCGCUUUCCAGCGACUCGUCGACUCUUGCAGCGCAGCACUGUUGCUACGACGACCGCGGACAGCUGAUCACGCGGGGGAAAGGCGCGGGAACGCCUAACCUGAUCAGCACCGAGUUCUCACCUGAGCUGCACUUCAAAGUUGACGUGCUUCCUUGGAUCCUGUGCAAGGGAGACUGGAGCCGAUUCCACGUGGUGCGGCCGCCCAAUAACGGAUUGAGCUGCCCAGAAAACCCCCAUGAAGACGUGUUCAUAGAUGAACUGGAAGAGGCCAGGGAGUACUGAGGGACCACAGCCAAAACUACCACUUCACUCAGAGAGUCCGAGGCCCCAAUCCCAAUUUGAGAGGAGACAGCCGACCUUAAAAGUCAUGAAAUAUUCCAUCUAAACAUCCAGCCACUAGAGCUGCAUUAAAGACCGAGAGGGAAUUUACAGUUGUGAUUGGGAGUUUAGGAAUAAAGGUGAAGUCUGGUCAUUUUCUGAAGCUAGGAUUUGGCAGAGCAUCCUGAAAUAAACUGAACUAAAUGGGCAAAAAAAACAACAUAGAAAAAAAAUUGCAGUGUUGUCCCGUCGCUUGCCAAUCUCUUCUACACAUCUGGCAUGCCAUCAAGCUCUUUCUUUUUAUAUUCUCUCUCCUGGGUGCGUGUAAGCAUGAUGUCUACCUACAGGCUUUUUCGAUUGCGUCCUGGAGGGCUUGUGAUUGGCAUUAGCAACAUAUGGUAAACAACCUCAUCGUGCUUCUUGUAACAUUCAGAAAUAUAAUAUGAAUCUGAGCUGGUUAUAUCGAUGAAACAAACACAUGCGGAGUCCAACAGAAUAUCCUGAAUAACUAUGCUGCUACAACAUCAAAUCCUUUAGGUUUUACAAAGGAUUUAAGAGGAAGCUCAGUAUAUCACAGUAACGAACAUUUCGGCCAGUUCUUCUGAGUCAUUACACUACACAUAAUUGAGGAAUUUGGGAUCUCAACCAGAGAACUAAGCUAAAAGGAUCUGAAACAUCCGAUUGUCCUUCUCGAGCUUGCUAGUGAGGAUUAUGAGAGUAGCCUUUAGGCAGCAACGAUGCAACAACAGCACAUUUGAUUGCAAAUGUUUUGUCACACAGAUUGAUUUCAUGUGUUUCCUCACUUUUUGUUUUCUUUCACAGCCAGGAAAAUAUAUGAUCUGGGUGCCAAAGAGAUAAAAAAAACAAUCAGACUGUUGGUGCCUGUGUAAAUCCAGCUUGCAACGUCUCUACGGUGCAAACGUAGGGAUAAAAAAAAACAACAAAAAAACAGUGAUUAGAUUGUUCUCAUAGAUGCAAUGUUCUCAGGGGGACUAACUGACCAUGACAAACAAAUUUGUUCAUUUACCUCGACAGUGGAGCACUAUUGGAUGUUGUAUUUUGGGGUAAAGGUUAGUUGGAGUGUAUUGUGUUGUAUUGUAAUCCAGUUUGGAAGUGAUGAACAGAUGAUGCUUUUGUGCAUAUUCAGAAAGCAGUCGGGAUCGUUCUAACUGAACUGUUGAUGCAAUGUGUGGUAGAAAGAUGCUGUUAAGGUCUUUGGGUUUUUGUAUAGAACUUGAUUGGAUAGAAAGGACAUUAUCACUGGUGACACAGGAUGUUGGUGACGGCAAGAAAAUCUAGUCGACAUUACCAAAUAUUACAUCUUACCUGUAUGUAUGAAGCAAGCGGUUAAACCACUGUCAGAGUGUAUUUUAGCUUUGUAGCUGUGUUUAAACAACCCUCUUUCUUAUAACAAUGUCCUUUCCAUCCAAUCUAGUUCUACAGAUGUUUGCUCCAAACAUUUCUUUCAGGAAUUCCACCUCCAAAUGCAAACAUUUGCAUUUUGGAAUCACCAAUAUUUUUGUUCAAAGGAAGGCACUUUAUUUUUGCCGUUUGUCGAAGAUAGUCUUAUUGUGAAGGGAAAAUCGCCAGAAAUGCUGCAUUGUUCUAUGAAGGUGCAUAUUCAUAUAUAAGUGUUCUGUUGAGGACAAAGCAUGAUCUUUUUGUGAUUUCUGAAUCUAGUAUUACAUAUAUCGUGUUGUACAGUAUUUAUUUGUCUGUUCUCUUUAUUUUUUAAGUUUGCUGAAGCUUUGAAAUGACUCUAUACUCGACACGGUGCACUAAUCGGACUGAAAAAUGAAGGCACCCAUUAACAAAAGGGAAACUCUUGCCUCGUAUCACGUCAUACAGCGACAACAGGUGUCUGUGUUUCAUUCCGUGUUGUACUGCAGUGCUCUAUGAAUAUGUUGUUGCAAUUAUACUGAAGAAAUAUAUAUAAAGACCUUGCAUUCAU
Messenger RNA from Amphiprion ocellaris (clown anemonefish), 4058 nucleotides. It is a transcript of the gene ism2b, whose product is annotated as isthmin 2b. The transcript is spliced from 6 exons. The coding region runs from base 653 to 2071 and encodes 472 amino acids. The record is from RefSeq and is a predicted model, not a curated record. NCBI's taxonomy places the organism in Eukaryota, Metazoa, Chordata, Actinopteri, Pomacentridae.